GGCGCUCUCAGUCCUAAGAUGGCGGACCGGCGGAGACGCAGGAGGCGCGCGUCUCAGGACAGCGAGGACGAGGACGAGUCUGGCUCCGGCUCCGGCUCCGACAGCGGCGGCUCGGCCUCCCCGUCCUCGAAGAACCGGGCCCGAGAACCGGAGCUGCCCGAGGCCACGGCGGAGAGGAGCGCCCCGAGGAGCGGCCCGAAGAGCGACGAGGAGUCCGAGUGUGAGAGUGAAGAUGGAGUUGGAGAAGCAGUUUUGUCUGAUUACGACAGCGCAGACCCAGAGGAGAACGGCUCUCACUCAGAGGGUGGAGAGGAAGAGGAAGCCUUCACCGAGGAAACGACGACCACGUCCACUGCCGUGGAACAGGAAGUGACCAAAGCACCUCCCUCUGAAGACACGCCCCCUAGAGACGAGGAGGAAAAUGGACCCAAAGAGGAGAGCAAGACAGAGGACAAGAGCAACGUGACGGGGGAGCGACAGAGUGGAGAUGGACAGGAGUCGACAGAUGACCCAGAGACAAAGUCCGGAGGAAAACAGAAGCUGGACGACGACGAAGAUCGAAAAAACCCAGCAUACAUCCCCCGAAAGGGACUGUUCUUUGAGCAUGACCUGAGAGGAGCCACACAGGAGGAGGAGAGACCCAAAGGGCGAAACAGGAAGCUGUGGAAGGACGAAGGCCGAUGGGAACAUGACCGCUUCAGAGAAGAAGAACAGGCCCCGAAAAGUCGAGAAGAACUCAUCGCCAUCUACGGAUAUGACAUCAGGAACAACAACAGGAGCAACAACAACAGGAGCAACGCAGGAGGAGGCAAUGAGAGGAGGCGGGAGAGGAGGAGCAGACCGUCGGUGUCUCCGAGUCGGGAGCAGCGCUGGAGGGAAGAGCGACCCGUCAGGUCGUGGCAGGGCGGAGCUCCCAGAGCCCCGCCUCCUCAGACUGCCAACCAGUCCGCUCCCUCUGCGCCCCGAGCCCGAGCCCCGCCCCCCAGGAGCCGCGGCCCGAAUGUUCCUCCUCCGUACAGGAGCGAGGGCCCGGGUGUGCGCGGCCCCCACACCAGAGGGGAGAGGCACAGCCCGAAGGUGGCACUUGAGUUCACUGCAGGCGGAGGGGGUGUGGCCACAGCCAGAGGGGGGCGUGGCUUCAGAGGAGCGCCAUCCGAUGACAUCACAGUGGAUGUUAAUGAGGCGGAUCAGAUUCUGAGUGAAGGUGCAGUUUAUCACCAAACACAGGAGCAGAAGCCCCUUCCCCUCUCCUCUGACCCCAUCCCUCAGACGACCUCUUCACCUGCCUCGGCCAAUCGGGACGGCUCUCCCUCCACGGAGCGUCCUGUGGAGAGGAAGUCAUACUCUUUGGUGCGUAGGACGCGCUCGCGGCCCGCCGACAUGGGCAGCAAACAGACGUCUGUGGAGGACACGCCCCCUGCGCCUUCGCCAAAGUCCUGGGCCACAGGCGACGCCCCCUCGGGUGGCACAGGGGCGGGGCCUGCGGGCAGCCUCUCCGACAUGGACCAGGACCUGGCCCGGCUCAGUCUGGGUCAGAACUGGAGCCAGAACCCGACAUCGUACAUCCGCUCCGAGAUACGAGGUCUGACUAACCCUCUGCACGUGCCCAGUGGACAGUUCCAGCCUCUGGAUGAGAUGAGCUCAAACAGAGCCAAGCGUUACUCCGCCCACCGCCAGAGGAGUGUCCCAGACCCCGCCCCCCCAAUGCACCUUGGGGUUAUGGAGGGACACUACUACGAGCCUAUGUCGUACCAAGGACCAAUGUACACUCACGGUGAUGGCCCUGCCCCCCUGGCGCCACAGGGCAUGCUGGUGCAGCCGGAGAUGCACAUGCCACAUCCAGGUCUACAUCCGCACCAAUCAGGAGGCCCCAUCACAAACCCUGCCCUCUACGGAGCCCCACCUGUCUCCCUGUCGCCGGGACAACCGCAGCAGCUCCUCCCACCGCCGUUUUACCCGCCCCCAGGGGUCAUGACCUUUCCUUACCCUGCCAUGUACCCCACUCCCCAGGCCCAGUCCCAGGUGACCUACGGCGGCGUGACGUACUACGACACCAUGCAGCAGCAGGCUCAGCCCAAACCUUCGCCGCCGCGCCGCACCUCACAGCCCGUCACAGUCAAAGCCCCGCCCCCAGAACUGUCCGUCAACGCCAACGCUCCCCCCCCAGAGCUGCCCUACGCCUCCGAGUGACCCGCCCCCUCCCCACACUCACGAGCCCCCCUCUCACCCAGCGGGACGCACAGAAGCCGGCCUGGCGUCAGGAGCAGCAGACCGGAGCGAACUCAAACGACCUUUGGAACUUUUCCAGAUGAAGAGCGGCAGGAGGACGCUUGUUUCUUUUCUAAUGAUUUUUUUUAAAAACUGGUUUUGUUUGUUUUGGUGGAGCAGCCGUAGUUCAAGCCGCGUCUGUGUCUUUAGUUUCAACAGUUCUGAUGAAUGUGACGUUUAAAUGAACAUAAUCUCAUAUACUGUAAGAGACGCUGUGUUAAUAAAGUUUUUUUGUAUCUGUCUGAUGUUGUCAGAUUGCUGCCAUCUGAUUGGUUCCUGUUUUAGUUUAAAAAACACUUAUUUGCUGCUGAGAAAUUCAUUCAAUAAAUCUGUAACAAAGC
Molecule: messenger RNA, 2609 nt
Organism: Periophthalmus magnuspinnatus
Lineage: Eukaryota; Metazoa; Chordata; Actinopteri; Gobiiformes; Gobiidae
Gene: casc3
Product: casc3 exon junction complex subunit
Exons: 13
Coding region: 19-2190 (723 amino acids)
Biological process (GO): mRNA processing
Cellular component (GO): exon-exon junction complex
Molecular function (GO): mRNA binding
Source: RefSeq, a predicted model, not a curated record